AUGGUUGGCACAAAGCGCAGACGCGACUUGGAGGACAUUGACGAGGAGGCUUCACCACAAAAGUUGCGCGCCAGAAUUGCAGACGAAACUGGCGAUGAAUUGGAUACCGUUCAAGCCCACACUCCAUCGAGAAAGGGGAAGGCACAACAGCGGGCCGAGUUAGGGACGCCGCGCUCUAUUCUCAAAAAGACUGGUCUGAUCAAUGACAUAACCGCGACGCCCAAGUCAACCCGGAAACUCGUCUUCGAAACACCAACCAAAUCUGCCAAACGUGAUUCGCCCAAUGGCACCCCGACCAUCGUACGCAAUGCCGACCGAAGCGCGCGCAGGAAGAGCAACAGACGUAUUCUCCAACGCACAUUGAAUGGCGAAGACAGCGAUGACGACGUGUUGGAUGAGGAGGAUGAACUCGCCGAACAUAUUCUGGAUGAAGAGGUGGAGCAAGUCGAGCAAACAGAGGCCACUCAGGAGGCACCAGUGCCGGAUACACCCUCAAAACGUGGAAGAGGCCGGCCAAAGGGGUCAGGCAAAGUAGGACGACCACGAAAGCAACGCUCGCCAACUCCACCGACCGAACUCCCUCCGCACGAGGAAUACUUCUGGCAGAAUCGCCCCGGUGCCACCAAAACCUCCAACAACACGCUUUCCUCGCAGAGCUUGCUCAAUCACGAUGAAUACUUCCAGGCGAUGCAGUCGUAUCGAGACCGUCAUCAGUCGGAGGUUGACUUUUUAAUCCAACUACACGGGCGUGCCUACGACCAGUGGAUAUUCGAGCUCGAAGAAGGCUUCAAUAUAUGUUUAUAUGGCUACGGUUCAAAGCGCGUAAUCACCGAACGAUUCACCGCACGCUUAUACCAUCACCUCGUAUCCUCCGCGUCAUACAAGCGAACAAAGAAGACACCAAAGAUUGUUGUCAUAAACGGGUAUAGCGCUGCCCUCCUCCUCGACUUCCUCCUCGACCAUCUAACGCACAACCCCCCACCCCACGCCAUCCCCAUCAUCCUAAACUCCAUCGACUCCCCCCACCUCCGCAAAACCCACAUACCCACUAUGCUCGCCCGCCUAGCCAACCACCCCUCCCUCAACCUCGUCUGCACAGCCGACACACCCCACUUCCCCCUCCUCUGGGACGUCGGCCUAAAAACACAAUACAAAUUCCUCUUCCACGACGCCACAACCUUUUCGCCCUACGCCGCCGAAAUCGACACCGUGGAGACGGCAAACGAACUCUUGGGUCGCAGCGGCAGACGCGUCGGCGGCAGAGACGGUGUAGGCUUUGUUCUUCGCUCCCUGCCCGAACAAGCUAGAGAACUCUUCCGUAUCCUAGUUAUGGAACAACUCGCUCUUUCACUCACAGAAGAUUUCACACAAGACAACGAACACGACGACGACAACAAUAUUACCGCUACACCACGUUCUAAGAAAUCCGCACAAAACCCAGCAGAAACCGCUCAAGGCGUCGAAUACCGUGUCCUUUACCACAAAGCCGUCGAAGCGUUUGUUUGCACGAGUGAAGUCAGCUUUCGGACACUAUUGAAGGAAUUCCACGACCAUCAGAUGAUUGAGAGUCGGAAGGAUGGGAUGGGGGCGGAGAGGUUGUGGGUUCCGUUUCGCUUGGAGGAGUUGGAGGGGUUGGCCGAGGAUCUUGCGGGGGAUGCUUUUUAG
This is a messenger RNA of Pyrenophora tritici-repentis Pt-1C-BFP, 1665 nucleotides long. Lineage: Eukaryota; Fungi; Ascomycota; Dothideomycetes; Pleosporales; Pleosporaceae. The record is from RefSeq and is a predicted model, not a curated record.